Molecule: messenger RNA, 4641 nt
Organism: Sinocyclocheilus rhinocerous
Lineage: Eukaryota; Metazoa; Chordata; Actinopteri; Cypriniformes; Cyprinidae
Product: A disintegrin and metalloproteinase with thrombospondin motifs 3-like
Exons: 22
Coding region: 271-3768 (1165 amino acids)
Biological process (GO): proteolysis; extracellular matrix organization
Cellular component (GO): extracellular matrix
Molecular function (GO): metalloendopeptidase activity
Source: RefSeq, a predicted model, not a curated record
UCUGUCCAGCCAGCUCAACUCCACUUAACCACCACAACUCUUCAGAGGGAUGUCUUUCCUAUAAGUUUACCAAACUGACGCAUUGACCCAAGUUCUACAACUUUAAACUCUAUUAAUUACUCUUGGCUUACUUUUAAGCAGUCUUUAAGGUCACUUGUUUGAGGAUAAGUAGUGCGCGACAAUUUUAGAGUAGACAGGCGCGUACUGAAACAUCCCAUUUGGAUUAUAGUUUCUGUUUCUCGUCUUUCAGUAGAGAAAACCCGACUCGUGAUGGUUGUCCUGUCACUUAGGUUACUAAUGGUAGGAGUUGUAGUAAGUCUGACUUCAGCUCAUCUGGCUGGUGAAAGUAUAGAUAAAGAAGACUUGUUGAAGAUCCGUCUGAAAGAAUAUGGCCUCAUUACUCCCAUCAGUACAGACGCAGAGGGACACUACCUCUCGCAUCUUCUCUCGGCCAAUCACAAGCAGCGUGUGAAGCGGGAAGUUUUGGAAGGGUUAGCACAAGCGGUAGACAGGCUGUUCUUUAACAUCACUGUCUUUGGCAAGGAAUUCCACCUCCGACUACAUCCCAACCAAAGAUUAUUGGCUCCAGGAGCCAUGGUGGAAUGGCACGAUGAGAUCGAAAUAGCUGGGAAUGCGACUGAGAAUGGAACCGACUCGGAGAGAAUACUCAGAAGAGAGUUGCUGAAAACUGACUGCACUUUUAUAGGGGACAUCACGGAUGUUCCUGGAGCCUCUGUCGCCAUUAACAACUGUGAUGGGCUGGCUGGUAUGAUUCGCACUGAUUCUGAUGAGUACUUCAUUGAGCCUCUGGAGCGAGGAACACAGGAACACGAGGAGAGGGGAAGAGUUCAUGUGGUGUAUCGAAGGUCUGCAGUAUUGCAAGCGCCUUCAGACAUCUCCUUGGAUUACCAGCCAAUCGAGCCUGAAUUGGAUGCACCAAGAGUGCUGGACAAUAUUGCUAAACAAGUCAACCAGACAGUCAGGAGGCGGAGACACGCUGGUGGUGAUGAUGACUACAACAUUGAGGUGCUGCUUGGGGUAGAUGAUACUGUUGUCCGUUUCCAUGGGAAAGAGCAUGUGCAAAACUAUCUCCUCACCCUGAUGAAUAUUGUGAAUGAGAUCUACCAUGAUGAAUCAUUAGGAGUGCACAUUAAUGUCGUGCUUGUGAGGAUGAUCAUGCUUGGCUAUGCUAAGUCCAUCAGUCUCAUUGAGGGUGGCAACCCUUCGCGAAGCCUAGAAAACGUGUGCCGCUGGGCAGUCAUCCAACAGAAAGAGGAUCCAGAGCACUCCGAGCAUCACGACCACGCCAUCUUCUUGACCCGGCAAGGCUUCGGCCCCACCGGCAUGCAAGGAUAUGCCCCUGUCACCGGGAUGUGCCACCCUGUCCGCAGCUGUACCCUCAAUCAUGAAGACGGCUUCUCUUCUGCCUUUGUUGUAGCCCAUGAGACAGGACAUGUACUGGGAAUGGAGCAUGACGGGCAGGGCAACCGCUGCGUUGACGAAACAGCCAUGGGAAGUGUCAUGGCCCCUCUGGUGCAAGCAGCCUUCCACCGCUACCACUGGUCGAUGUGCAGUGGGCAAGAGCUGAAGAGAUACAUUCAUUCAUAUGACUGCCUGCUGGACGAUCCCUUCAAACAUGACUGGCCGCAGCUCCCUGAACUUCCCGGCAUCAAUUACUCCAUGGAUGAGCAGUGUCGCUUCGAUUUUGGAGUUGGAUUCAAAAUCUGUACUUCAUUUCGUACAUUUGAUCCAUGCAAGCAGCUGUGGUGCAGUCAUCCAGAUAAUCCUUACUUCUGCAAGACCAAAAAAGGGCCUCCAUUGGACGGGACUGAAUGUGCACCUGGAAAGUGGUGCUACAAAGGUCACUGCAUGUGGAAGAAUGCCAACCAAGUGAAGCAAGAUGGAGCCUGGAGUGCCUGGAGCAAGUAUGGCUCCUGUUCUCGCUCCUGCGGGACAGGCGUCCGCUUCAGAACCCGCCAGUGCAACAACCCUGUUCCAUCUAAUGGAGGUCAGGACUGUCCAGGGGUGAACUAUGAGUACCAGCUGUGUAACAUAGAUGAUUGCCCCAAACACUUUGAGGACUUCAGAGCCCAGCAAUGUCAACUUCGCAACUCCCACUUUGAAUACCAGAACGCCAAACACCAUUGGCUUCCCUACGAACACUCAGAUGCCAACAAAAGAUGUCAUCUUUAUUGCCAGUCAAAAGAAACAGGUGACGUGGCUUACAUGAAGCAGCUGGUGCAUGAUGGGACAAGGUGCUCUUACAAAGACCCGUAUAGCAUCUGUGUGCGUGGAGAUUGUGUGAAAGUGGGCUGUGACAGGGAAAUUGUCUCCAGUAAGGUGGAGGAUAAGUGUGGUGUGUGUGGGGGUGACAACUCCCACUGCCGAACUGUGAAAGGAACCUUCACUCGUGUGCCCAAGAAAGCCGGUUACCUAAAGAUGUUUCUCAUUCCUCCUGGGGCUAGACAUGUGAUCAUACAAGAACAUGAGGCUUCUCCUCAAUUUCUUGCUAUCAAGAACCAGGCAACAGGGCAUUACAUUCUCAACGGCAAGGGAGAAGAUGCGAGAUCUCGGCGCUUCAUCGAGAUGGGAGUGGAGUGGGACUACCUAAUUGAGGACGAUGUCGAGACUCUUCACACUGAUGGUCCACUACAUGAUGCAAUUGUUGUUUUGAUUAUACCUAAAGACAACGAGACGAGGUCCACACUAAUGUACAAAUACAUCGUCCACGAAGAUUCAGUGCCCCUUAACAACAAUAAUGUCAUUCAGGAGGACACAUAUGAGUGGGCACUCAAGAGCUGGUCCCAGUGUUCAAGACCUUGUGCUGGAGGAUUCCAAUACACCAAAUAUGGAUGUCGUAAGAAAGGUGACAACAAAAUGGUGCACAGAGGCUACUGUGACAUCAACAAGAAACCCAAACCUAUUCGAAGAAUGUGUAACUUACAGGACUGCACACAACCACAAUGGAUCACAGAGGAGUGGGAACAUUGUACUAAAACCUGUGGGAGCUUGGGAUACCAAAUCCGCACCGUGCGCUGUGUCCAGUUCCUUCAUGAAGGAACAAACCGCUCCAUCCACAGCAAGUACUGCAGCGGGGAAAAGCCUGAGAUCAGGAGGCCAUGUAACAGAGUGCCCUGCCCUGCCCAAUGGGGAACCAAGACCUGGUCAGAGUGCUCGGUGUCCUGUGGAGAGGGUGUGGCGCGACGUCUGGUCACAUGUCGCAUUGGAGAUCAAUGCACCGGUGAGAAGCCUGAGUCGCACAGGCCCUGCAGGCCAGGACCCUGCCAUGAUGAGCCAUGCGGAGGAGACAAGUCCAUAUUCUGUCAGAUGGAGGUUCUGGCUCGUUAUUGCCCGAUACCAGGUUACAACAAGCUCUGCUGUGAAUCCUGCAAUAAGCGAAGUGGCACUUUUGCUCCUCUUCUGCACGAAGCUGCUAAGAAGGAGGAGGAACUUCGCUUCGGUUCAGCCUCCCAACUUCUGGAGACACUCUCAGCCUCUGUAAAUAGAACUCUGAAAGUCCCUCAGCAGCACCAGCGGGGAUCCUCGUCACAAGGCCAAUUUGCCAAGCAGACCGCCACUCCCCCGCCUCGCAAAUCCAAUACCGAGAACAGCAAGACUCAAAAGCACCUGAAACCCGGUGCGAGGAAUCUGCCUGCAAUGACAAUCCAUAGCUCGUGGAACAAGGACGCCGCUAAAGAUGCACCAUGGCAGCUGGAAAGUUUCCAAGAGAGUCAGUGGCCGACAGCAUCAUCCGAGGUGGAGCGAUGAAGGCUAGUUUGUCUCUUUCUUCCUCUGGACUCUCUCUUAUUUGUUUGUUGUAGACAUAGACCUUUAACAUUCAUCUUUCCCUUCACAUCCUCCUCAAGAUAUAUUUAAAAGCAAGAGAGAGUAAAGUGCUGGUUCACUUUCAAAUGUUCUCAAUUCCCCCGCCAGCAGUAUUUGUUUUUUAAAACACACUUGUCAAUCACACACUGUUGUGAUGGGGAACGUGCCAAAGAAGUUCUUAUGAUGAUCCUCUCAGCAGUCUGGUCUAUGGGGGUUUGGUGCGCCUACACGAAGAGACUCCAGUGGUACUCGUGAGGAAAUGCUUGUAGUUGUAUCAAACUUCACAAUCUUUAAAGUAUUAUUUUUACCAGGUCCAAACAUGUUUGACCAAUUCAUAUUUAUGAAUGUUCCUGUAAAUACUGUAUAUGGGAAAUGUCAGUAUUAUUUUAUACAUAAUGAGGAUUUAAAAAAUAAGAGAUUCAGGAGCAUUAUUGGUGCUUUUUAAAUUAAGAACACUUUAAUAAUAUGUUAGGAAAUCAGCCAUGAGUUCAGCACUGAAGAAUAUAUAUUCCAAAACCGUGUGAGCCCCAGGAACAAACAUCAGUGAAAUUAAAAUAGCCAUAAAAGAUCUACUUUCAAUUAGAAAGUAUUUCAUUCAUUAAUCAGCCUCUCAGCAAGUCAUCGAUCAAAUGAAUUCUCAAAGACUGUGAAAAAAGAUUGUUUUCCUCGUUUCCCCAUGAUGUUGAGGAUUUUCUUUGACACUUGCCUCUUAGAUUUCCCUUAUUUUGUGUAAUGAGUUCACCUUUGCAGCCAGAAGUUUGUUUAGCCAACGACAACAUUGAACGUAAACAUCAUGUCAAGCAGCUUCACCAUGAU